Molecule: messenger RNA, 2187 nt
Organism: Alternaria viburni
Lineage: Eukaryota; Fungi; Ascomycota; Dothideomycetes; Pleosporales; Pleosporaceae
Exons: 5
Coding region: 1-2187 (728 amino acids)
Source: RefSeq, a predicted model, not a curated record
AUGGUUUCAGCGUGGUUUCUAACAAAGGUCUUUGUGGCUUUUGCGCCGCUGACGACGACCGUAUACGCACAGUACAACGUCACCACACCUCAAUUGCCUUUAUUGCUGGAUGCUACCGCAGAUGAUUUGGCUGCUGGACUUGAGGCUGGAGACUUUACGAGCUUGGACUUGGUCCAGGCUUAUGUGGGACGCAUCAUCGAGGUUAACAAAACUCUACAUGCAGUAUUGGAGAUCAAUCCAGAUGCCUGGACGAUCGCGAAAGAGUUGGACGAGGAGCGAGCUUGUGGAAAGCUUCGUGGCCCUCUCCAUGGACUCCCGAUUCUUAUCAAGGACAACAUCGCUACCGCUGACGAAAUGAACAAUACUGCUGGAUCUUGGUCACUGAUGGGUGCCAAAGUCCCACGUGAUGCGACGGUCGCUGCGAAACUGAGAGAAGCUGGUGCUAUCAUCCUCGGCAAGGCGAAUCUGUCGCAAUGGGCUAACUAUCGUUCAUCGAACUCUUCGAACGGAUGGACUGCUCGAGGUGGUCAAACGUAUGGCGCGUAUUACCCUGGUCAAGACCCAAGUGGCAGCAGUAGCGGUAGCGGUGUCGCUGCCAGUCUCGGUCUUGCCUUUGGAACACUCGGCUCAGAGACGGAUGGAUCCAUUAUCUCUCCCAGCCAGCUUAACAAUGUUGUCGGCAUCAAGCCCACUGUCGGACUUACAAGCAGAGCACUUGUCAUCCCGAUCUCUGAGCACCAAGACACCGUUGGGCCAAUGGCCCGCACAGUCAAAGAUGCAGCGUACAUUCUCCAAGCCAUCUCUGGACCUGACAGUUACGAUAACUACACGUCUGCGAUUCCCUGGGCGAGCAACGCAACUAAUGCCACCAAGCCCGACUACGUUGCUGCAUGCACUCUGGAUGCGUUGGAAGGAAAGCGAAUCGGGAUACCGCGCAACGCUAUCGGCACGCCGAGUUCCCAAUCCGCGCCCAUCUAUGCUGCCUUCACAGCUGCUCUCGACGUCCUCCGCUCCGCCGGCGCAGUCAUCGUCGACAACACCAACUACACCGCCUGGGAACAGUACCUCGAGUCCAACGCAGAAGGCAUCGUUCUCGACGGCGACUUCGUCCCCAAUCUAGCGCACUACCUCGAGCAACUCACAUACAACCCCAACGACGUCCACAGCCUAGAAGACGUCCGUAACUUCACCCAAAACUUCCCCCAGGAGGACUACCCCGACAGAGACACAGCAGACUUUGACAGCUCCAUCGCGCAAUCCCAAAACUUCUCAAACACCGACAUAGAAUUCUGGGAAGCCUACCAAGAAGACCUGUACCUCGGCGGUGAAGGCGGUCUCCUCGGCGCACUGUCUACAUAUAACCUUGACGCCGUCGUUGUUCCUUCGCGCUCUGCGUCCGGUAUCUCCGCUAUCAUUGGCGGACCUAUUGUUACUGUUCCGCUCGGUGCGCUGCCGUCUAACACAACGGUUGUCACGAACUCACGCGGUGAUUUGAAUGCUACGGCACCGAAUAUUCCCUUUGGAAUCUCUUUUGCGGGUGCGCUGUGGAGUGAAGAGAGUCUGAUUGGCUUUGCGUAUGCGUUUGAGCAGAGGACUAUGGUUAGGACGAAGGUUAUGCCGUAUAUUCAGCCUAGUAUUGAGAUUGAGAAUGUGGGCACCGGACAAGUCGGCUCCCACAUCCUCGCCCAACUCCUCGCCACGGGCAAACACCAAGUCACCGCCCUAACCCGACAUACCAGCACCGCCACGGUCCCCACCAACCCCAACCUCACCGUCGUGAAGGUCGACUACGACGACGACGCAGCCCUCACCUCCGCCCUCUCCAACCACGACUUCCUCAUCAUAACCCUCUCCGCCCGCGCCCCACCGACUCUCCACCCCCGCAUCGUGUCCUGCGCCGCCGCCGCGAAAAUCAAAUGGAUCAUGCCUAACUACUUCGGCUACGGCAUCGGCGACCGCGCACUCAGCGGCAAGGCUGACUUACCCGCCAACUUCGAGCGCUACAUCCAAGAUGUGAAGAACACGCCAGGACCUGAUUACACAGCGCUCGUAUGCGGCUUCUGGUACGAAUUCAGUCUCGCAAUGGGAGAACCGUGGUUUGGCUUCCGGAUCCGCGAUAGGAGCGUGACGAUGUACGGGGAUGGGAUGAAGAAGGUUAAUUUUACACCGGGUGCUCGGGACGCGUGA